AUGAAAGUUAUAAUUGUAAUUUUAUAUGAUUUAUAUUGUUUAGUUAAUUAUUAUGCAGCAAAUAUAUUGAGAAUUCCUUUAACUGAGUAAGAUUUAAGAAGAUAAAAACUUUAAUAAGAAGAAGCUGAAAGAACUAAAGAAAGAGAAAAAAACAGUUGGGAAAAAAUUGUUUAAAAUAUUAACUUAAAAGCAAGUGAUUAUUUAGGUUCUUAAGAUGUGAGCAAAAUGAGAGAAUUUGAUGCCUUUGUUGCCUUAGGAGGAAAUAUAGAUAAAAGUGGUUUUGUUAAAAAAAAAUUAAUAAUGGAAAUUAUUAAAAAAGAAUUCGAUUUGAUUAUUGAUAUUGAAGAUUUAAUAGAUAGAAGUUAAAGUAGUUAGCAAGAAAUCGAUUUUUCUGAUUUUUGUUAAAUAUUUGAAAACGGAGGAGAAGAAAUUAAAAGCAAAGUUUCUUUAUUAUCCAAUAUAUCUAGAUAAAAGUCAACUACAAAUUUAGGAGGAUAAUAAGGAUUUUAAGUAAAAUAUAAAGAUUUUGAAUUAUGGUUAGAAAGAAUGGAUGGAAAAAUAUGA
Molecule: messenger RNA, 564 nt
Organism: Ichthyophthirius multifiliis
Lineage: Eukaryota; Ciliophora; Oligohymenophorea; Hymenostomatida
Exons: 7
Source: RefSeq, a predicted model, not a curated record